AUCUUAAACCUCACUCAAUUUUCUCAGAAAUGGCUUCACUUUGUAUCGAACCCAAAAUUUCUCUAUAUCCAAACAACUCAAUUAUCCAUAUCCAACCCCGAAGCAAGCCUCAAAUAAUCUUCUUCACACGAAAAGUAAAAAUAAAAAUAAAAUGCUCUUCUACAGACCCCCAACAACAAAGAUUCACCAGAAAGAAAAAAAGUGUGGCUGAAACGGAGAAAGGAGUUGAUCCAGUUGGUUUUUUGACAAAGCUAGGAAUUACCCAUAAGGCCUUUGCCCAGUUUCUUCGUGAAAGGCAUAAAUCGUUGAAGGAUCUAAAAGCUGAAAUUUUUGCACGCCACCACAAUCUCCAGGAAAUGGCUUCGGGAUUUGAGAUAUUGGGCAUGCAUCGACACAAGGAGCAUCGAGUGGAUUAUAUGGAUUGGGCUCCAGGUGCCCGUUAUUGUGCACUAGUUGGUGACUUCAACGGGUGGUCACCGACAGAGAAUACUGCAAGAGAGGGUCAUUUUGGCCAUGACGAUUACGGAUACUGGUUUAUAAUUCUUGAAGAUAAAUUAAGGGAAGGAGAAAAACCGGAUGAACUGUAUUUUCAACAGUAUAACUAUGUUGAUGAUUAUGAUAAAGGAGAUAGUGGUGUUACCAUUGAAGAGGUCUUUCAGAGAGCAAAUGAUGAAUACUGGGAACCUGGAGAAGACCGCUUUAUUAAAAACCGUCUUGAAUUGCCAGCUAAAUUGUAUGAACGACUAUUCGGGCCUAAUGGACCUCAAACCAUAGAGGAGUUAGGUGAAAUACCUGAUGCAGAAACCAGAUAUAGGGCGCAUGAGGAACUGCAUAAAGAUGAUCCACCAAGUAACUUGCCUCCAUUUGAUGUGAUUGAUGAUGGAAAAGAAUAUGAUGUUUUCAAUGUUAUGGCUGAUCCUGCAUGGCAACAAAAAUUCCGAGGUAAGAAGCCUCCCUUACCGUACUGGACUGAGACUCGCAAAGGAAGGAAGGCUUGGUUGAAAAAGUACACUCCUGCUAUUCCUCAUGGAAGCAAGUAUAGAGUGUAUUUCAAUACUCCUGAUGGCCCGUUAGAGCGAGUUCCAGCUUGGGCUACUUUUGUUCAACCAGAUGCAGAGGGAAAGCAAGCCUAUGCAGUUCAUUGGGAACCACCCCCUGAAUCCACAUAUAAGUGGAAGCACACGGCAACAAAAGCCCCAAAGUCGUUGCGCAUAUACGAGUGUCAUGUUGGAAUAAGUGGAUCAGAGCCCAAAAUAUCUUCUUUCAAUGAUUUUACGGAGGAGGUUCUUCCCCAUAUAAAGAGAGCUGGAUAUAAUGCAAUCCAGUUGAUUGGGAUUGUUGAACAUAAAGAUUAUUUCACAGUUGGUUAUAGAGUCACAAACUUUUUUGCAGUUAGCAGCCGAUAUGGCACACCAGAGGACUUCAAGCGUUUGGUUGACGAAGCACACGGACUGGGAUUACUUGUUUUUCUAGACAUAGUGCAAGCCUACUCUGCUGCAGAUGAUAUGGUCGGCCUGUCACGUUUUGAUGGAUCAAAUGAUUGUUACUUUCAUACCGGUAAACGAGGACAACACAAAUACUGGGGUACUCGAAUGUUUAAAUAUGGCGAUCUUGAUGUAAUGCAUUUUCUCCUCUCGAAUUUGAACUGGUGGGUUUCCGAGUAUAAGAUUGAUGGUUUCCAGUUCCAUUCACUAGCAUCGAUGCUCUAUACGCACAAUGGCUUUGCUUCAUUUUCCGGUGACCUGGAAGAGUACUGCAAUCAAUAUGUUGACAAGGAUGCUUUGAUGUACCUCAUUUUGGCAAAUGAGAUACUUCAUGCUCUUCAUCCGAAUAUAAUAACCAUUGCUGAAGAUGUGACGUUUUACCCUGGAUUAUGCGAACCAAUUUCUCAAGGUGGACUCGGAUUUGAUUAUUACGUCAAUCUGUCUGCAUCAGAAAUGUGGUUGUCGUUGCUUGAGAACACUCCUGACCAUGAGUGGAGCAUGAGCAAGAUAACAAGCACAUUGCUAGGCAACAGAAAUUAUGCAGAUAAAAUGCUUAUCUAUGCCGAAAAUCACCACCAAUCGAUAUCUGGAGGGCGGUCGUUGGCAGAGAUAUUAUUAGGCCAAGGAAAUGACAGAGGUCCUCAAUCAAAUGAAUUAUUGCUAAGAGGGUCUUCGUUACUCAAGAUGAUCAAACUGAUUACAUUCGCAAUUGGUGGCCAUGGAUAUCUGAACUUCAUGGGGAACGAAUUUGGGCAUCCAAAAAGGGUUGAGUUUCCAAUGCCAAGCAACAACAACUCAUUUUCACUGGCUAACCGAUGCUGGGAUCUUUUAGAAAAGGAAGGAGUAUAUCGGGAUUUAUUUCGCUUCGACAAGGACUUGAUGAAGUUGGACAAAACCCAAAAUGUACUUGCAAGAGGAUUGCCCAAUAUCCACCAUGUGAAUGAAACUAAUAUGGUAAUAUCCUACAUAAGAGGUCCUCUUCUCUUCGUAUUUAACUUUCACCCCACGGAUUCUUAUGAAAGAUACUGCAUUGGUGUGGAUGAAGCCGGAGAGUACCAGGUCAUACUGAACACCGAUGAAAUACGAUACGGAGGUCAGGGGAUCAUAAAGGAGGAACAGUAUCUUCAACGAACUGUUAGCAGAAGGGUUGAUGGUCUACGGAAUUGCAUUGAGGUCCCACUACCUAGUGGGACUGCACAGGUGUACAAGUUGAGCCGGAUUUUGAGAAUAUGAAGACAGGUUUCACUCUCAUAAGACGAUUGAUCUUGAUCGAC
Hibiscus syriacus is the source of this 2758-nucleotide messenger RNA. Its product is annotated as 1,4-alpha-glucan-branching enzyme 3, chloroplastic/amyloplastic. NCBI's taxonomy places the organism in Eukaryota, Viridiplantae, Streptophyta, Magnoliopsida, Malvales, Malvaceae. Gene Ontology annotation, biological process: glycogen biosynthetic process. The transcript is spliced from 20 exons. The coding region runs from base 30 to 2717 and encodes 895 amino acids. Gene Ontology annotation, cellular component: cytoplasm. Gene Ontology annotation, molecular function: hydrolase activity, hydrolyzing O-glycosyl compounds; cation binding; 1,4-alpha-glucan branching enzyme activity. The record is from RefSeq and is a predicted model, not a curated record.